Messenger RNA from Rhopalosiphum padi (bird cherry-oat aphid), 5070 nucleotides. RefSeq lists its product as uncharacterized. The transcript is spliced from 12 exons. The coding region runs from base 244 to 2073 and encodes 609 amino acids. NCBI's taxonomy places the organism in Eukaryota, Metazoa, Arthropoda, Insecta, Hemiptera, Aphididae. The record is from RefSeq and is a predicted model, not a curated record.
ACCGGAAUUUUCGUAGUGCCGAGUACUUUUAUUAUUAUUAUUAUUAUUAGUAGUAGUAUAUCGUAAAAUUUCGUCGAACAGGGAACACCCGAACGCCACCGAUGUUUGUGUCGACAAUUAGGCAGUAAAAACAAUGUGAAACCAUAAUUGGCAUCUAGUUCCGCUCUUCCGCGGGUAUACCGCCUGUAGAAUUGUUUUUGUUUACGCCGUGUGACGCGAACAUUUCGUACACGUCGCGACAAUAUGAGUCCUCGAGAUUUCCUGUACCGGUUGAGAAGGAGCUUAGAAAAAAUAAAAAUAUCAAAGAAAAUCGCCAUUGUGAUCACUUUUAUUGUCACAUUAAUAUUUUAUCUAAGUCCUUACUGGAGAUCAUCCAACAACCGAAGUCUAGAAUAUGAUGAAUUAUUUAUGAAGAAUGGCCUAUUUGAGAAGUUAUCUUUUCAUAAGCAAGCUUAUGAUAUGUUUGAUGCCAACAUUAGACAUGAACCAUUGGAUCUUGAUGAAAAGCCUUACAAAGAAUUUAUAGGAAAUGGUUAUUUUGGAAUAACACUAGAUUAUGAUUCUCCAAUAUAUAUAAAAGGCAAUAGAGCAUUAUCAAUACCUAUUUAUUGGUAUCCAAUAAUCAAAAUAGAUAUUGAAGCUCCAUCACAAUUGGCUACAGUUGUCAGUUAUAAAAAUGGUAUAGCAUACCGAUAUGAAUGUUUUUCCAACCGACUCCAAAGUAGUAUUAAAUAUUAUGCAUUCCGAGCCUUACCAACAAUUCUUGUCCAGGAUAUAGAACUUACAAAUCCUACAGAUUUUGUAUUAUUUGCUAAACUGAAGAAACAAUCUCAUAAAACACAUGGUUGGUCAAUGUAUAGCACACGUUCCAUACAAUUACCUGACCUGACGGAAAGUUUUAUAGUUGAAUCUGGUAUUAGUACAUCAACAACUAACAACCCAAUUUAUGGUGUUUCAAUAACAUACUCUCAGUUUCCAAUUAGUGUUAAGGUCACACCACAUAGUAUAUUUAAACUACGUAUUAUUAUCGCAAUAGAAUAUUUGGCUUUGAAAAACUCCUUAGAAUUUACUGGAAUUAAGUCAACUUUAGAAAAAAAAUCAAUUGAAUCAAUAUUGAAAGUCUCAAAUUAUGAAAACAUUGAGAAGACACAUAUUGAUAUUUGGGAGAAGCUAUGGAGUACUGGAUUUUCAAUAAGCAUGUCAAAAGCAAGUGGUGUUUUAAAUGGAGAUUUAAUCAAUGCGACAGUAUACAAUGUUCUAUCCAGUGUUCGAGCACCUUCUUAUGAAAUUUCAUCAUCUCCUGCCGUUCUUGCUAAAGUUGCAAGCAGUCUUUCAUAUGUUGAAGGUUGUUAUGGUGCAAACCAUGAUACUUUACAAGCUGUAGGUUUAUGGACAAAUCUUUCUUCAAUUGAAAAAAUUAACAAUGCUGUGUCAUUAUGGAUUCUUACUUUAGAAAAACAAGGAUGUCAUAAUCUUGUUAAAGCAGGGGCUGCUGGAGUAGCUCAAGCAAUGGUUUUAAGUUUUGGUAAUUUUCGAUUUAGCAACCAACAUUUGGAAUUUAAUAUGCAUCCAAAAUUUUUACACAGAGAUUUUUAUUUCCGGCGCCUCAAUUAUGGAAAUAUGACUCACAUCAAUGUGACAGUGUCAGUCCAAGAAAAUAAUAAAGCUAUUAUCUCUGUAGCUAUAGACCGCAGCGAUAAGAACUAUUAUGCUUGUGAUGGUGGAUGUUUAGAUGAACCAGUUUUGUUAGGGCCCGAGUAUAAAACAUUUCCAGUUAAGCUGACUGAUCCUGUAACGGGAAUAUUAUAUUUAACCUAUGAUAAAAAACAUAUGGAAGAUUUAAAACAUGCAAUUCAUGUUAAAGAAGUUUCAGAAGCUCCUGCACAUGAACAUCAUGUAUUAGCACUUCAUAAACAUGGCCACCGUCUUGGAGGAUUGCCUACAUUUUUCUGGGUUGCAAUCGGUUGUUUGAUUGUUGUAUUUCACCUUUUCCUAUUCAAACUAAUUUACAAUGAAUAUAUUAACUGGCAAGAUAAAUCAAGAAUAAAAUAUGGUAAACUAGCAUAUAAAUAAACAUCGUUAUAAUUAUUUAUAUUCAAAAUGCUAAUAAAAGUAAUAACUGUUUUAUAAAUAUUAAAUGUUAUCUUAAAAAUAUUUUAUAAACCUUUAUAAAUAACUUUUUGAGUUAUUAUCAUUUAUAUUUUUAAAAUUAUAAGAUCUCAUGUUAAAACAUCUAAUUAUAGAUUUCAACUAUUUUGAUUAAUAAAACAAUCAUUAACAAAAAUAUAUAAUAAUUAAUUUUAUUAUUAUUUAUUGACAAUAUAUUAAUGUCUUACCAGUCUUACCUAGAAUUAAAUUUUUAUAAAUAUAUAAUAUCAAUUAUAAACUUAAAAAUACAACUAAAGAUUUAAACUUAUUAUUCCUUUAAUAAUAUAAAAUUAUUAUCAAAAUAUUUCACAUUUGGAUUAAUAUCUUAUCAUGGAAUGUAAAGAAGGAAUAAAUAAAAAUAUUUAAUAAUUUAAUUGUUAACAGGGUUGGGCAAAAUGAUUGCAUAAUUUAUAUAAAAUAUAAAAAUGUAUUCAAAAAAGUGUAUACAAUUUAAUUUUUUUCAUUAAUAAAUAUUAAAUAUAAUUAUACAGAAAUAUGUACUAAAUAUUAUUAUUAAAAUAUAAUAUGUAAUGGUAUUGAUGCAUUAAUACUAUUUAGUCAAAAAAAUAAUAAUAUAGAGCAUGGCCAUAAAUAGUAAAUCUUUCAAAAAUGUAAUCUGUUAUAAGAUGCCUAUUAGAAGUUAGGAUUAAACUAGGGGAAAAAAAUUAUGUAAGAUGUUGUUUUCCCCGAUCCUCAAUAUUAUUAAUUAUUAUAUUAACUAAAAAUGAAAAAUACAUAAUACAAUUUCAAAAUAUGCACAAGUUAUAAAUAUUUAAUACAUAAAUUGUAAAUUGAUAUCUAAAAUUUAUUCCUAUUUUGCCCAUUCUUAACUAUUAAUAUAAUUUAUUGAUAUUUUUUUAUUAAUCAAAUAAGUAAUAAUGGAUAUUGAAUUUUUUUUUCCUAUGGGUUUGAAUUGUAAUUAUAAUUGAUACUUUCAUUAUAUAAAAAAAUAUUUAUCUUUUUAGUUUAUUCAACAAAAUUUUGCUAUAAAAUCACUAAUUAAUUAACUUUUCAGUAUUCAACCAAAAAUUUUUAUGAAUCCACAUAUUUCACAUUUGUUAUAUUUUAAAUUUUCUCAGUAACAUUUUAUUAUUAAAAAAUUAAGGAUUAAUCACUUUGUUUAAAAAUGUAUAAUAAGAACUAUAUUCAAAAGAAAAUAUAUUUAUCUGCACCACUUUCACAAUCAGGGGCGGACAGAAGAUCGGGAAAUUUCGACACCGUUUCAUUUUGCGGCAUAAUUUUCAAAUUAUUUUUAUAUUAAAACAUGGUUUUUAAUUUUGUUAUUUAGAAAGUGAUAAAUAAUCACAAAAAAAUAUUAAUUAUUAUUUGAAACGAUUUUAAAUCUUAAUAAUUCACUAUCUGAAUUCUGAAAAUUGAGGAUGACAUGAAACUUCUCCAAUAUGGAAAACUAGUUAAAAAAAUUUACAGUAGAUACACUAAGCUCAAACAAAGAAUUUUUUGUCUUAAGGAAAGAGUGACAAGCGACUCUCUACAGAUGAAAUGGAUUGAUUAUUUUGAUAACUUUAGUUAUUUAAUUAAACACAACAAAUAAUUUUAACUAGUUCAAAAAAACUUUACUCGAAAAAUAAGUUUAGCGACAUGGGAGCCGACCAUUUGUAUCUCACCAUGUUGUCUCCACGGAUAAAUUUUCCCGGAUAAUGUUUUGAAAUCUAAUUUUUCUUAAUUCUUAUUGUUUAAUUGUUACGUUUUUGUAAAACCACAUAUUUUAUAUUUUUCUAUAGUAUUUGAAUAAAAAUGUUGAUAAAAACUUACAAAGAUAAUAAUAAAAGGGCAAUACUUAUGGGAUAUUGGGUUUUAAAAAUUCAUAUAACUUUCAAUUUUAAUAAUUAAGGCUCGGAAAUUGAGUAGAGGUUUUACUGUAUUUUAUUAAUCCUUAUUUCACCUAUGGUUACAUUAAACAUCCCUAUAAUUGUUAUAUUUUGUAAAACUAAAAAUCUAGACUGCAGAUUAAAAAAAUUAAAAAAUUACAUUUCAUAAAUUAUUAAUUUCUCAAGCCAAUUGAUUGAUUGAUGAUUAUUUAAUCAUAACCAUGUAUUUCUAAAACGUGUUAUGUGUCUACUGUUAUUAUUUAUAUUAUGAAUAUUAAACUGAGAAAAUGUGUGGUUUUUUAAACAUAAGUGCUGUUAUUAGUAUAAGAUUAAACAAUGGUUUUUGGGCUACUUUGAAAAAAAAUUCCCAGGUCACUCUGAAGGCGCCAGUCCGCCCCUGUUCACAACUAACAAUGAUUUCUGAAUUCAUACAUUAAUUUACAUCAACCAAAUUAAUGUAGUUUGAUUAAUAUUUAACAACAUAUUUUUAAUAUAUUUCAUUAGCACAUGGACCAAAAAUCUUACAACAAAAAUAAAAAUUACAAAGAUGAUUUAAAUAAAAUAAAAUAUUUUAAUAUUAAUAAAUUGUGAUGUAUACCAUACUUAAUUGUAAAAAAUAUAUUUACCUAUAGUUACAAUAUGUUUUAGUAGUACUUACUAUAUUACCUAUUAAUCAAUAAGAAACAAAUAAUUAAUAUCAACAAAUUAAUUAAGCAAUUUGUUAAAAUAGUAAAUAAAUAAAAACUGAUAAUUAAUUUUAAUGUAAUUAAUAAAGUUUUAUGUGUUAUUGUUAAAAGUAUAAUCAAUUCUAUUCAGUUAUUUUCUUAUUUAUUUUUUCAUGUUAAAACUAAUAUUAUAUUAUUUAUAUUAUUUAUUAAUUUAUUGUAUUUUGUGAUAAUACUGCUAACUAUGUAUGAAUAUUAGAAUAUAGUCAACAUCAUAAUGCUACAAAUAUUAAUCAGUUGUAAAAAUAUAACAUAAUUAAGUUACCCUAAACAAUGUUUCAUAAAUAUAAUUCCAUUAGUAUAUGUAUACAUUUGUUGUUGUACACAAUAUUUAAUCUAAUAAAAAUAUAAUAUUAUUACCACAUUUA